Stegodyphus dumicola is the source of this 1838-nucleotide messenger RNA. RefSeq lists its product as uncharacterized. The record is from RefSeq and is a predicted model, not a curated record. NCBI's taxonomy places the organism in Eukaryota, Metazoa, Arthropoda, Arachnida, Araneae, Eresidae.
AAGAAGACACGCGAGCAAAAUGUCGAGAUAUAUUGUGAUAUGAGAGGGGUAUAUAACUAACAGGAAUAUUUUCUUUGAUUCUCAUAAAAUGACCAGAGGACACCUUCGAAUCAAGGACAAGCCAAAGGCGAGACGAUGCUGGCAUCGUAACACUUCAUCUCUAGGUCCUCAAUGUUACUUACUAUGGAUUGUUGUCCCUGGUUUGAUUUCUGUCCUCUUCAUUCGUGAGGGUGAAGCUAGUCACAUGAAGAAACUUAUCCACCACAUGAUGAUGUCCGCCAUGUCUUCAGGAGGCAAGAAACUCAUGAUGAGUGUAAAAGGUGUACUCGUUCCCAUCCCUAUUCCUAUGCAAGUGUCUUUGCCUUCCCUGCCUUCCAUCAGCUUUUCGAAGGGAGGAGACGAUAAAGGAGAUUCUGGGGGCGGUGGCGGGGGAGGAGAUGAGAAGGUUAAAGUAAAAUAUGUUCCUGUGCCUGUGCCAGUCAAAGGUGGAGGAGGAAAAGGUGGUGGUUGGAGUGGCGGUGGAGGAGGAGGAUGGCCCGGUGCCGGUGGAGGAGGAUGGCCUAGUGGUGGUGGAGGAGGAGACUGGAACUCCGGAGGUGAUUGGAAUAGUGGUGGUGGAGGAGACUGGAAUGGUGGCGGUGGCGGAGGAGGUUGGAACAGUGGUGGUGGUGGUGGCUGGGAAACCUCUCAAACAGACUGGCAUGCACCGAGUUCAUCAAGCUGGGCAAAGAGUGGUGGUUCUAGCUGGCCAAGAGGUGAUAAAGGAGACAGAGAUUAUAGUAGCAGAAAUAGUGAAUAUGAGCCAGAUUGGGACGAUGAAUGGAGAUGAAAUUCUCUUUGAAAAGAGAAUAAUAUUUAAUUAAAAAGUAAACAAGUCAUGAGUUAAUCACAUGCGCUGGAGCCAUUCGUACUCCUCAGUGGUGAAACAGAAGGAAGCAUUCUGUUAAUUCACUAUGCCAAUCGUAUCUUGUGGAGAGAGUGAUCUUGAAACUGAAAUUUAGUUAAACGACUAUUAUUAAUUGCGAUACUUUAUAUGAAAGAGCCAUGAAAUACGUAACUUUUGGUGAUUAGCCCUGAAGUUUAAUGUUUGCCAUAACAAGUGAUUUCAAAUGGGCAUAAUCACGUGCAUUGAUUUGUAAAAUAUUUGUGCAGUGUAUAAAAGUAUUUUCUAAUGCAGGCAUACUUUCAGAUACUGCGAGUUCCACAAAGCGAGUCACAUGAAAUUUUUAUUUUCUCAAUGAGCAUAAAGCUGUGUUUAUCGUAUGAUAUGCGCCUUUUUCCUGUUAAAUGUGCAGUGACAUUAGGUCUAAAAAGGUACAUACUUAAAUAUAAAGCAUUUAAAAGCUUUGUUUAAAAAUACUGUUCACUAUCUACGCCUUCAAGCUUUGCAGUCUUCUCACUGGUGAAGAAUCUCGCUUGAUGGCAUAGCUACAGGUUAGUGGUUACUGAAAAUAUGUUUUGCAUUUUUUAUAUUAGGGGGAAGGCUUUUUUACUAAAAUAUUACGCCUGAAUAUUUAUCUGAUACAAACUUUUUUCCUACAUCUUCAUUCCCUUCUGUCAGCCUUCAUACAACUGAAGAAAGUUUAGAGCUUUGAUGGAAUUUGUGACUAAAAUUUGAUCUUCUUUUCAAGCUAUUAAUAAACGUUGCCUGCAUCAACAGUAAAGUUGCUUCGCUUUCUUAUAAAUCAGUAAAUUUUUCCAGUAUUUUCGAAACACAGUAACACGAAGCGCAAUGAAAUGUGGUAUGCCUGUAUAAGCUUAGUACUUUUUAGUACAUGUAAAAUAGUUUUUUUUAAAUAUUUAACUAUUAUAAAAAUAAAAGAACUUAAGAUGUUAUC